GCCCGCACGACGACAAUACCACCAUCUAGUCUUUGCCCGCACGACGACACAACCACCAUUUCAGUCUUCGCCCGUCACGCCAUCUCAUAACACACCAAGGCACGACCAUCCCAACCACAAUACACCAAGGCACGACCAGCGCGUACCACACCACUCUCCUCGCCAUCAUCGUCGUCGUCGACACCACUACCGCCAACCCAUCACCACCACCAUAACCACUUCCACCGUCGACAUGGCCUUUCUUCUCUACGGCAACGCGACCGACCCUUUCGUCGGCUUAAACGUCAGCGAAGGCGAACAGUUGAUCCACACCAUGCGCACCGUCGCAGGAUCCUACCAACUCCUCCCCGGCCCCAACAUCGAAUACGAAGACCUGCGCGACAUCAUCGAGUGGAGCGCCUGGAUCUACCAGGGCCGCGGCGCCCUGAAGAUGGCCAAGGUCCUUCGGGACACCUUGUGGAGGAGGAAGCUCUGCGGAGCGGAGGAAGACAUGUGGUUCCGCUUCACGCUGGAGAAGUGGCUGAUCCACGGCGCCGGAACUCCAAGCGGCCUGUCGUGGACGGAGCGCGACAGAUUGGCGGAGAAGAUGGACGAGCUGUACGCCACCACGGCGUGA
Cercospora beticola is the source of this 616-nucleotide messenger RNA. RefSeq lists its product as uncharacterized. NCBI's taxonomy places the organism in Eukaryota, Fungi, Ascomycota, Dothideomycetes, Mycosphaerellales, Mycosphaerellaceae. The record is from RefSeq and is a predicted model, not a curated record.